AUGCGCCAGACUUUCGCGCUAGUUAUCGGUAUCAAUAAAUAUGAAUGGUCACCAAACGAAAAUUUACAGGGUGCCGUUGCCGACGCCAAAAACUUUAGGAGUUAUCUCUUGCAGGAGCGGAAGGUCCCAGAGGCCAAUAUCACUUUCCUUCGCGAUGAGCAGGCAACGCGAUCAGCCAUCAUCGAAAAUUUUAGGAAUCUUGAGCGAAACGAGAAGAUCAUCCCAGGCGAGGCAGCGAUCAUUAUAUAUUUCGCCGGGCAUGGGGCUGUAGCUCACAAACCACGCACGUGGGAAAACUGGGAGACUCCCAACGGAAAUGUCGAGAUGCUGUGUCCUGCCGAUAUCAAUCUCCCACUGGACAAAGAUGGAAAAAAGAUUGAAGGGAUCCCCGAUCGAACAGUUAGCCGCCUCCUCCUAGAUCUAUCAAACGCGAAAGGUAACAACAUUACUUUGAUACUCGACUGUUGCCAUGCUGCUGGGAUGAAUCGUGGAGGCGACGAUCCAGGGUCGCGCAUCCGAAGCUUUGGAGACACCCAAGACCUGUCGCCGACUUGCGACAACGAUAUCUACUUACGUGGACCUCAGAUCAUAUCAGACCAGGACCGAGGCACAGCAGGUUUUUCAAGUUCAUUUUGGGGAUCGCACAUUCUACUGGCUGCCUGUGGACACAACCAGGCUGCACGGGAGAAAGACAAGAAAGGCAUCUUCACGACUACUUUACUCAGUGCACUGAGAGAAUUGGCCUCAGGCGAUCCUCCGCCGACCUACGACUCAUUGAUGAAGGGUCUUCGUAUGCCAGAUAAUAACCAGACACCACACUUGGAUGGGAAGCAUGUCCAUCGAUUCAUAUUUGACAGUCGGAAAGACCCCGCUGGUAGCUCUAUGAUUCUUUGUUACAAAGGAAGUCCUUGGCCGUCCGAUCUUGUUUUAUAUGCCGGGUCCUUCCAUGGCAUUACGAAGGGUUCAACCUUCGAAAUAUUUGAAUCGGAUUGGUCCUACCCGGAUUCGAAGGACCCCAGAGCAACUUUGAAGGUGGAAGAAGUAAAAAAAUCCCUCUCCCGCCUUCUGCUUACUCCUUCCGAGUCUGUCGUCUUUAACUCUAGUAACAAGCGGCAGUUCUGGUACGCUCGUUUACGGAAAGCUUCUGAACCACUUCAUACCUAUUGUGACGACUCGGCCGUCCUGGACAGGAUUUGUAAUGACAGUCCUCAAUCCAGACUCACGGCUAGUGUCAUUCGCGCCGAUAAACCAGACGAUGCGGAUAUCUACUUGACAGUGGAAGCCAACAUCGUUUCCUUUGACCAAGGGAAAAGAGUCAGUGCAAGGAGCAAGUUCUCCUCGUAUUUUCCUCGUUACCCUCCAUUAUCAGUCCAUAACAUGCCAACCAUCCGAGAAUUUAUCAAUCGCUAUGCGCAUUUCACCUCUCGCCUGAUUAUAGAAAGUCCGAUUUCCACCGCAGAUCCAGUCACCAUCGAAAUGAACAAACUACGGUGGGAUGACGAGGAGACUCGGAUGUUUAAUGACGGUGUUGUACUGAGCACAGUGGAAGAUGUCGAACUCCAAAAAGUGUUAACCGUAGACACUUCUGUGCACCAGAAUGACCGAGUUCCUUAUGGGUUCACGGUCUGUGACAACGGCGGUGGCAGCGGUCUGUAUGCCUAUCUCUUAUACUUUGAUGCCUCCACACUUUCAAUCAAGGCUUGUUAUCAACCGCAGAAGAGCCAGAUCAAAGAAGAAGGGUCCAUCGAUGCAUGUCUCACAAGCGGCUCUACACUCACUCUUGGUUAUGGACGAACCGCCAUGAAUCCAGUAGUCUUCGAUGUCCCAGAUGGCCAAGAUUCAGAUGUCUGCUUCGUCAAAAUUAUUGUAGCUACGAAAGCAGUAGACAUUGGUCCCAUCGAACAACUUGAACGUGACUCUCCCCCUGAUGAUUCCAAGUUGCGGGGUGCUCUAACUCUUCAGAUUCCCCCCCAAUCUGACUUCAAAUGGAAUUCAAAAACGAUUACCAUCAAAUCGAAUCGCAGUAAAGUGAACGGUCUGGCAGAGGUUUGUCUCAUGAACUCUAUAUAA
This is a messenger RNA of Desarmillaria tabescens, 2070 nucleotides long. Its product is annotated as caspase domain-containing protein. Gene Ontology annotation, molecular function: cysteine-type endopeptidase activity. The coding region runs from base 1 to 2070 and encodes 689 amino acids. Lineage: Eukaryota; Fungi; Basidiomycota; Agaricomycetes; Agaricales; Physalacriaceae. Gene Ontology annotation, biological process: proteolysis. The transcript is spliced from 4 exons. The record is from RefSeq and is a predicted model, not a curated record.